Molecule: messenger RNA, 759 nt
Organism: Sorghum bicolor (sorghum)
Lineage: Eukaryota; Viridiplantae; Streptophyta; Magnoliopsida; Poales; Poaceae
Product: casparian strip membrane protein 3
Exons: 3
Coding region: 49-609 (186 amino acids)
Source: RefSeq, a predicted model, not a curated record
AAUCAGGUUCCAUAUCAAGGUGAGACCUGUAUAGAGAGAGCGUUAACAAUGAAAGGAUCCAGCGAGCAUGGCGAGACCUCGAAGGCGGCGCCCCUGGGCAGGGGUGGUGUCAGUAAAGGAGUGUCCGUGCUUGAUCUUAUACUUCGCUUCAUUGCCAUCAUCGGCACCCUUGCUAGUGCCAUUGCAAUGGGCACCACCAACGAGACGCUGCCUUUCUUCACACAGUUCAUCCGCUUCAAGGCGCAGUACAGUGAUCUCCCUACUCUCACGUUCUUUGUCGUGGCAAAUUCUAUUGUCUGCGCCUACCUCAUCCUUUCGCUCCCACUAUCUAUAGUGCACAUCAUCAGGAGCAGGGCUAAAUACAGCAGGCUGCUCUUGAUCUUUCUUGACGCGGCAAUGCUAGCAUUGGUGACUGCGGGAGCAUCUGCAGCAGCGGCUAUUGUGUACUUAGCACACAAAGGCAAUGUCAGGGCAAACUGGCUUGCCAUCUGCCAGCAGUUCGACUCAUUCUGCGAGCGUAUCUCUGGAUCCCUCAUUGGUUCGUUCGGAGCCAUGGUUAUGCUGAUACUGCUGAUAUUACUCUCCGCCAUUGCCCUAGCCAGGCGCUAGGCCAAAUAGUGGGAUCAUUUGUUUCCAGCAGUGUGAAGUGUGGUAUCAUGGUGUGGUUAUUCGACUACUCUGCUAUCUUUAUGUAAUCAUAUGUGUGCCUAUUAUUACCUCUUGCUAUGAUCCUCUCCUAUAUAUCCCAAUUGUUGACUU